GUUUCACCACUUUUCAAUAAUUUCCUUUCGACCCAAAAAAAAAAAAAAAAAAAUACAGAGCGAGCGAUAAAAGGUCCCGUGCCAAAGCCAAAGUUCCCACCAUACCCAUCAUUUCCAUCACUUCUUUGACGGGUAGUUCUGAAACUCUCUCUCUCUCUUUCUCUCCAACUUUGUUAAGGAUAUCCUAUACAAAGUUAUCGAUAACACUAAGAGAGAAAAGGGACUCACGUUUAAAUUCUUUGUGAAAAAAGGAAGAAAAAGAAAAUUGGCUUGUGUCAGGGCGGCUCAACCUGUUUGGAGGAAAAAUGGGAGAGAACCAGAGUAAAAUUUAUAAAGAGAAAGUCGAAAGCUUGGAAUCUGCAAAGAAAAAAAGUGAAGAAAGAAUUGAAAGCUUGGAACAUGCAAAGACAGAAAGUGAAAAGAGAAUUGAAAGCUUAGAAUCUGAGAAUGAAAAAAAUGAGAAAGAAGUGGAAAUUUAUAAAGAGAGAAUCAAAAAUUUGGAAUCUGCAAAGGAGAAAAUUGAGAAAGAAGUGGAAACUUAUAGAGAGAAAAUCAAAAACUUAGAAUCUGCGAAAGAAAAAAGUGAGAAAGAAGUAGAAAUUUAUAGAGAGAGAAUGAAAAGCUUGGAAUCUGCAAAGGAAAAAUAUGAUGGAUUUCUGCUAAAACUCUUGAAAUCGCUUCGUUUGACAGAGGAGAGAUUGGUUAGGAUCAUCAAUAACAUUGUUGACAAUGAAAGGAUUGAAAAUUAUACAAAAGAGAGUGAUGGGUUGGAAUUGGAUGGAGAACUGAAGGUGGUUUCAGACGAGUUAAUGGCGGUCACAAAGCUUACGAAAAUGGCUGAAUUGAAAGUGAAUGAGUAUAAAGAAUCAAGGAAGAGGGAGAAGAGGGGAUUGGAGAGCAAUGUAUUGAGUUUGACAGAAGAGAAUAGGAUUAUUUAUAGUUUGCUUAAGACUGCUUUGGUAGAGAUGGAGAUUGCGGAGAAGAUCUUUAGAAGGUUGAAGGGGAACAUUGAGCAGAAAAGGGUGGCCAUUUUGCAGAUUGCAGAAAGUGGGUUGCUGCAGAAAGUUGGGUUUGAGAGUGUUGGGACUAAGUUAGAUAGUAGCGAGGGUGAAGAGGAGGUUGUUAGCCUGGCAUCAACUGUGGAGAGGAUAAUGAAGAAUUUAAACACUGAAAUCACUCAAUUGAGGAGAUCUUUGGAAGAAUCUAGGUCAAACACUGAGAACCUACAGAGUCUUACAGAGAAACAAGCUCAAGAUAUUGCUGAAAAGAUGCUAUAUAUCAAAGAGUUGGAAGAUAGAGAGAAAAAGUUGGCUCAAAAUGUUGAGGAACUCGUGACGAAAAUAAAAGAAACUGAAGCAGAGGUUGGUAAAUGGAGGGAAGCUUGUGAAUUAGAAGUUGAAGCUGGGAAACGUGAGAUUGAAGAACGUGACAAAGUGGUUGCGAUUCUCAGCCAAGAACUAGAAAAAACAAAGACUGCUUUGGACAUAUCAAAUCGCAAAUUAAAUGAAAAAGAAGAACUUGCAGCUGCUGCCAUGGCUGCCCAGUCAGCAGCAGAUAAGUCCCUGCAACUGGCUAACAGCACAGCUGCAGGACUCCGCAAGCGGGUAGAAGAGCUGUCAAAACAAUUAGAAGAAGCAGAGAGCCGAGACCGGAACAGACGCAAGGCCAGACACAUAUGUGGGCCAUGGGGAGCACUCAAACUGAGUACUGCUACAAUGAAAAAUAAAGUGAAGAAUGUAAGGAGGAUGCUGUCAAAAUGCAAGCCUUGGCGAGCACUCAAACUGAGUACUGCUAAGAAGAACAAUAAAGUGAAGAAUGAAAGAAGGAUGCUGCCAAAAUACAAGAAGGAUGCUGUCAAACUAAGUACUGCUACUAUGAACAAUAGAGUGAAUAAUGCAAAAAGGAUGCUAUCAAAAUGCAAGCCUUGGCGAGCACUCAAACCGAGUACUGCUACUAUGAAUAAUAGAGUGAAGAAUGUUAGAAAGAUGCUGUCAAAAAGCAAGACUUGAUCGAUUAAUGUCUGAAACUCUAUAAUUUAUUUCAAUUCUUUCUUCUUAUGAAACUUUAGUUAUAUUUGUACCUUAUCUUCAAUUUAUUUUCUUUUGUACGCUCACAUUUAACUAGGUUAGUGGAAUUUCUUCUAGUUGAUUCAAAAAAAUUAUCUCAAUAAAAUUGCCUAAACAAAAAAUAUUUCCUUGAGGAU
This is a messenger RNA of Ziziphus jujuba (common jujube), 2203 nucleotides long. RefSeq lists its product as uncharacterized. The transcript is spliced from 6 exons. NCBI's taxonomy places the organism in Eukaryota, Viridiplantae, Streptophyta, Magnoliopsida, Rosales, Rhamnaceae. The record is from RefSeq and is a predicted model, not a curated record. The coding region runs from base 306 to 2009 and encodes 567 amino acids.